AUGUUUCCUACUGCCAUUCGUCUCUCCAACGCUGUGCGCGUCACUCUCUUCACUCGUGCUGGCUGCGGGCUCUGCGACACAGCCAAACAUACCGUGACGCAAUUGCACAAGCGACGUCCCUUCGAGUAUACCGAGACGGACAUUGCUCUUCCCACCAACAAGCCGUGGAAGGAUGUUUACGACUUUGACGUUCCAGUUCUGCAUGUGCAGACUGUCAAGGGAGAUGCGUCUCUCUCCGAUCCGAAGAAGCUUUUCCACCGAUGGACCGAGCAGGAGAUGGAGACGCUGAUUUCCGAGGCGGAGAACAAGCAGUUGUAA
This is a messenger RNA of Aspergillus japonicus CBS 114.51, 318 nucleotides long. Its product is annotated as glutaredoxin family protein. The transcript has a single exon. Lineage: Eukaryota; Fungi; Ascomycota; Eurotiomycetes; Eurotiales; Aspergillaceae. The record is from RefSeq and is a predicted model, not a curated record. Bases 1 to 318 code for a protein of 105 amino acids.